CGCCAUCCGAACAUGAUGAGUGGGUUCAAUGUUACCUCGAAGAGUAUUCCUCGCGGCCCUAUUCACUCUGGUCGUUUUACCAUCAAUCGUUCUAGGCUACAAACAUGCAACACAGCCGCGAACUGACAACCUAACUGCUUUAGAAGUACAGUAUGCCCAUAUAUACUGGAAAUACAAGGUUUCCAGCCGCGUUGUACGCCCGAAGGGCAUUCCUAAAAAGCCGCAACCCGGUCGCCCCGACCUUGGAUACGCCUUCCUAACACCGCUUCCAGAAAGACUAGCGGGAAUCACAUACACCGGCCAUGCGGCCCGUCUCCGUCUGGUUCUGGAGCGAGCACGCAACGGCGAGGCCCUGCGUGUCGCCGCCCUGGGCGGAAGCAUCACCUUUGGCCAGAGUGCGGGCGGCGCCCAUAUGUCGUACGCGGCCAUGUUCGUAGAUUGGCUCAACGCAGCUCUGCCGCCCAGCCGCCCCUCAGAUCACCACCACAUGUCGCAACCUCUAGAGGCGCAUGCAGACGGCGACGCGGACGACCGCGACAACAGCACUGCUGUGUCUUCUGACACUUCUGACAGCAGCACCCAGCAGCUUGUGAGGAGGCGGCGACGCAUGCAUGAGAGCGCCUCCACCUCAACAGCACCACCCGUACCCGCAGCAGCCACGGGCCCCCACAGCCCCAGUCCCUCCACCUCCACCCCUGCCGCUGCCGUACCGCAUCAUCAUGAUCCGGUACGGCACUUGUACUUCAACGGUGCCGUACCUGGCACCCAGUCCGGCUACAUGAGCAGCUGCAUGCACCACCACCUGCCGCCGGAGGUGGAUGUGGUGCUGGUGGAGUAUGCGGUGAACGACUCGCCCGCACCGAGUGCCAUGUUCUGGGACCCCUCACGUCGCGCCUUCGAGCGGCUGCUGCGCAAGCUGCAACGCCUGCCCUCACAGCCCGCCGUGCUGCUGGUCAACAUGUUUGCGUACACGGCGGCGCACGGCAAGUAUUGGCACAGUGCGGAGCGGGAUUUCAACGAGCUAGCAACCUACUACGGCUUGCCCUCGGUCAGCCUCCGAGCAGCCGUGCUGCCCUCAGCGCUCUCAUCCUCCUCCUCCUCCUCCGACACUUCUGCAACUCCUGCCGGCGGCAGUAGCGCCAGUGAUGGCAGUGUCACCGACGCCGCGGGCGGGCCCUCCAGCAACAGCAGCGGCAGCAGCAGCACCAGCAGUUCCAGCACAACCAGCAACAGCAGCAGCGGUGGCGGCGGUGGCGGAGGGGUACUGCUGGGUGCGGUGUUCAACGGAGGCAAGCACCACCCGGGUCGGGGAGGUCACGUGGUGGCGACGGAGCUGCUCAUUUCACUGGCGCUGGAGCUUCUCCACUCCAACAGCCGCAUCACAGCCGACGGGGCAGCCGACGGCAGCCUGGGUCUCAGCCUGGCCCCUUCCGGCGACUCGUCCUCCCAGCCCAGUGACAGGACCUUCCCUAACGCCGCCGGCGGCAAAAGCAGCAGCAGCAGCAGGGGCCGAAGACGCAUCAGCAGCAGCUCCGCAACAGGUUCUACCACUGCCAUGCCUGCUCCCGCCGACAGCGAUACCGCUGCUAGCAUUUACCUCGACAGCUCCGUAGCCGCCCUAGGCGCGGGCAAGAGCAAGAGCAGGAGCAAGAGGAGGAGCACGAGGGAAAAGGCCAAGGCGGCCACUGUUCCCGGUCUGACUCCGGAAGCUGCUGCCGGGCUGCGUGCUGUUGCCACCCGGCCGCUGCCUCCGCCGCUGUCAGAAGGCAAUUAUGAGGCUGCAAGCAGCACAUGCUACUUGGAACACCAGUUGAGGGAGCUUGUGGAGCAGCCGGUAACGGGAUGGGAGUGGACGGAUGAGGGGCGUGGCAAAUGGGGCUGGGUGGCGAUGGAGGCGAACCAGCAGCUGAGAAUAAAGGUUAGCACUCAAUUGGCGGGCAGCAGGACGCCUCGGGCUGAAGCCGCGUCCAUUAUUGUGCAGAUUGCCUACCUUCAGAGCUAUGUUGGCAUGGGUGGUGCGCGGCUGAGCUGUGAAGCCGGAUGCGCCUGUGAAGCCCUGGUUGUGGAUGGCCACAGCAGUCGCCAGGUGUCAGUUACCAGCAUGGCUGACGUCAAGGUCACUCAGCAUCCCAACUGUAUGCUCCUCUUGAACACCACCGGGCCCACAAAGGCGGCUAGGACUGCCGCCGCCGCUGCUGCGAAAGCAGCAGCAACUGCUGCCAAAGAUGACGGACGCAGCGCUGCUGGCAGUAGUAGCAGCAACAGCGGUCCUGGAGCCAAGUUCAAGUUGCUGGGUGUGGUGGUUGGCGAGGAGCCGGGGGCAACUAGCGGCACUGUUACCUGGUUACGGAAUGAGAGUCACGAGAUGGCACAUGUGAUUCGGGACAUGGAGUCUUCGGACAGGAGAGAGUCGACACCUUGACGGGCUUGUGAAGGCGAGCUAGAUUGGGUGGCUAGGUGUGGGAUGGGUAUUGUUAGUUACUGCCCUUACUAAUGUUAGGAGAGUGUGAGCUGCAGUGAGGUGAGGGUGCACUCGGUUUUGCCCGUGCUAAUAUGAGAGAGGAUACCGUAGCAGUGAAGGAGCGGGGAACUGGGGAAGCCCCAAAUGAGGCGUGCGUGUAGUGAGGAGAGGCAGUGUGGGAAAUGAUAUGUGCUAUUUGUGCUAUGAACUACCACCUCGGAAGGAGCUUCGAGGGUACCGGUAUGGCUUCUGCGAUAGCUAAUCUUUGCAUUUAACAUACCGUAGAUACUA
This is a messenger RNA of Astrephomene gubernaculifera, 2752 nucleotides long. The record is from the annotation of a GenBank genome assembly. Lineage: Eukaryota; Viridiplantae; Chlorophyta; Chlorophyceae; Chlamydomonadales; Astrephomenaceae.